Nematostella vectensis (starlet sea anemone) is the source of this 3384-nucleotide messenger RNA. RefSeq lists its product as uncharacterized. The transcript is spliced from 17 exons. The record is from RefSeq and is a predicted model, not a curated record. NCBI's taxonomy places the organism in Eukaryota, Metazoa, Cnidaria, Anthozoa, Actiniaria, Edwardsiidae. The coding region runs from base 60 to 3296 and encodes 1078 amino acids.
AUGCAUAGCCUUGUCUAUAACACUUCAAGCGUCUGUGGCGUUAGAAUACUAAAACACCUAUGACCAGUAGCGUUUUCCACAUAAGUGUUAAUGUCAUUGACAUGAAAGGAGACAUGAGGCUGGAACUUUCAGUCUUAGUGGUUGCCAUACUGGUUUGUUUUUCUCAAGCAGAAGAUGUGAAUGGUUCAAAGCGUGGAGCCGUCCAAGCUCAAAUUGUCAAAGCGGGGACCGAGAAGGCCAUUGAAGUUGGUGGAAAAUUGAUCGAUAAACAGUUAGAGAUCAUCGGGAAGCAACAAGAAAAGGCCGAAGACUUUCUCAAGCGAAAGAUCAAACUCGACAUCCGACCCGACACAAGUGGCUGGAAGAACGAAGACAUGUUUGUCCCCCCCGGGAUGGAGAUAACCUCGUCCACAGAGGGAACAGAAAAGGAGAAUGCCGAGAAGGAAGACCCUGCCCCAUACACGUAUGUCAAUGGAUAUAUUGGGCCUGCCAUUAUGAAUGGUUGCUAUGGGAAAAAUUACCAGCCCGGUGAUCCGUGCUACACUGCUACAGAAACGACAACACAAUGUCGAACAAUGAUCGAUGGAGCAGCGUUUAUUGGAGUGGGAUUUGACGGCCGUGGGGAAUAUCGCUCCGAGUCCAGAAAGAUGAGCAUCAUCCAGCGAAGCUGUGGGGGGCAUUCAUACUACGACGGUGACCAAGUUCCGGACACAAUGAACGUGCACGGCAUCUACGACACGUCCGCUAACAUGUACACGUUCUCGUCACGCUCCGAGUACCAAUCGUACUUGGAAAAGGAAGCUGGAGUUUCCGGGUCGUAUUUUGGUUUUUACGCUGGAGUAAAGAAAGCAUGGGGAAAUUCCUUUAGCAGUAAUGUGCAAUCAUUUCUGUCGAUCUUUGACAUAGAUGUUGUGAGAUAUGAGAUAUUCAAGGAUGAAGUAAAACCUGCAGAUUUGAGUCAAGCAUUUCUCCAGGAGUUUAUGAAUCUGCCUCCCUCGUAUUUCCACCCUGGCGCUGGUCAAGCAUACCAGGAAUUCAUUUUGCGUUGGGGAACACAUUACAUUAAGUCUGCCAAGUUCGGAGGAGAGUUAGAAUUCCGUAAAACUCUCCAAGGAAUGUCCAUUGCCACAAAAGAACAAGCAUCCGAAGUUGUAGAGGCGGAAUACAAAGGCCUUUUUGCAAGCGCUGGAGCAAAAUAUGAAUCUAAGUCCGGACAGGAAAGCAAAUCUGAGAAUAAAUUUUCGUCGUCAUCUGUGGUCGUUCAGGGAGGAAGUCAGGAAAUCGCAGCUAUCUUAUCUGAUGAGUACUCGCCCACGUUCAAGGAAGAGUUUAAGUCAUGGCUAAACUCAAUCCAACAAUACCCAAAAGCCUUCAAAUUCCACAUGGCGCCAAUCACAGACCUUGUGAACUUUCGCGCUGGAGAUCUCUUUCCUGAAGAAGACACAGUUGGAUGUGAUGUAAAUGGGAAUUCGCUCGAGAUAGACGACAACAACCAGCCCUUUUAUAUGAAAGAAGGGAAGAAAGUCACAUGUCCUUUUAAAAGUAGAAGCGACCUUGAUAGUCAGAUUAAACGGCGACGAAAAAGUCUCACCAGAGCGAUCGACAUCUACUUUAGAGAGGGCGUAAGAACCUCGGCCAACAGUCUUGGGCCUGGAGCUCCCGGAUGUGAAAUGGGAGACGAAGGUUUGACUGGCACUUUUGCUCAUCCAAAGUGGGACGCUCUAAUAGCAGAUGAUGCCAUAGCACUCGUGGAGUUUGACAUGCGCGAACCGCUGACCAUCGGAUCUACUUUUAUACCACAUGACAUGACACGACGGAUUAAGUACAGGAAUAACAAAUGGUACACUGCUGGACCCAGCGGAAGAUUCGUCCUUUACAACGGAUUCCCCGUUAGCGCUAGCGAUACCAGCAAUAAGAUAAUCAAUAUCCUGGGGGUGAAAUUCACAUAUGAUGAGUUAAAGGGCACGCUUAAACUGAAAGGUAGCUACUUUACAGACUCUAGUCAAGCCCUGGAGAAGAUACUACCUCUCCAAGACAAACCCCUUGCUACAGUGCGCUUCCAAGGAAGUCGCAAAGUACCUGGUAAAAAACGAUCUGCAAGUCCAGUUGGGGUCGAAGCUACUGUGUCGUGGCCAUGUAACGUUGAUUGGUUGAAUGAAAACAUGUUCGAGCGGACCACUGAGGGCAAAUGCAUACACUUUACUGCCGCCAGCGCUGGACCCAUCUACGUGGUGUUUUCGGUGAUACCGGACAACAAAGAGACGUGGUAUCAUGUGAGGAUUGGACCAAAACAGGUUUCUAUCUACAAGAAUGGACAAAGUAAAGCGAGUACUGUUGUAAAGAAUGCACUGGGCCUUGGCGAUAGCGAAUUGUUCCAGUCGUACUUCGUAUGCCUCAAGGGCAGUGAACAGAGCACCGUGAUCGAGUAUGGGAAGAGUCAAGGAGCUCAGGAGAAAGGAGACGCCUAUCUCUCGCUUGUUGACACUGACACACCACUCCAUGUGCAGUACUACGCCUUUGGGAACGGUGAAAAGAUGAUGCAGGUUGCAAAUAUACACGUGGUUGAGGGAAGAUCACGUCUUCAAGCCAAAUGUAAAGGUGUAACACAUCCAGUAAAAGGCAUAGAAAGCCCGUACUGUGUUCCUAACCAAUGCCACGAGCUAUGCGACCCUCUGAUGGGAUGCACACAGGAAAACUCAGCCACCCACUGUGGUCGCUGUCGCUACGCCAAGGCCGCAAACAAAGAAUGCAAGAGGGAGUGUCCAAAAGGCCAGCUAGCUAUUGGUGUCACACUUGAUUGUAAAGUUGCUUUAGACUGGAUUCAGUUAACCCGACAAGAUGAGGCUGUUUGUUUCGCUGCAAAAGGGGAUGUCCCAGCCAUAGUACAACCGAUAAUUGAUGGGCACCUGUCUGAAGUCAAGCUUACUUAUACGGAAGGAGGGGUAUCUUGCAGCAAUUCAGUAUCACAGAAAAGCCACUGGGGCUGCUGGGCCCUAAUAAAUCUCAAUGUUAUCAUCACAAUGAAUAACGACGAAACACCGGUUUUUCCUGGCAAAGACUUCACCUAUAUUCAGGCGAGCGGAGGAGAUCCAGGAAGGCCAGCAGGCUACUGGUAUACAAGCCAAGGAUACAAUAUGAACUCACCAAACCUUGUCCUCAAGGCGAAUACUCACGUGAAUCUCGACCGUGACACAACCCUUAAAAUAUGGUACGGGGAGGACCUGUCGAAUAAGACAGAGGACGACAAUCAUGGGAAAACUUGUUUUAAGAUCUAUGGCAAAUUCGAAACCCAAUAGAAAGAAAAAAGCGAUGAGGAAAUAACAGUAAUAAGAUUUAAGUGAUUCAUACCUGCAAAUAAAGAGGAUUAGCGCUAAGAAAAACUAA